GGGGGGGGUUAACCCAAAGAGCCCGGGAACUAACAGCAACAACUCGGUGCGUCUAUCUUGACGCUCGACCCGGACGCCCCCCCCCCCCCCACAAUUGGGGCGUCCAACUGAGCACCCGAGCGUUGGCGUUUCCCCCCCCCUCCCCACCAACCAGGCAAAGCAGGAGGCGGAGGGCGAAGCUGCUGCGCGUGGAAGCGCCGCGGAGCAAAAAGAAGAAAAAAAAGUUUGCAGGAAGCAGCUUCCUCCGACUCCCAACUUCUGCCUUGACAGAUCUCUGGAGAGGAGGAGGAGGAGGAGGAGAGGCAGCAGCGAGCCCCGGGUCCUGCGCGCGCUCGAGGGGAAACUGGCCAGAGGCUUCUCGGAAGGGAAUCCCCGUUUUUCCAAGCCUGCGUGGUCAUUACAAGGCUGGAGAACUUCCAAAGAAUCCCCAUUAAUCCUUUUCUAAGAUCAGCGCUGGUACAAAGCGCGAUUGAAAGGAGAUAAUUGCGGAACUUGGGGUGUGGCAAAAAUGACUUCAUACUGUAUCCUUCCAGCAUUUGCUUUGAUGAUUGGAUGUUUAGCAUUUCCAGGUCCUGUGCCUAGAAGUGGCUGUCUGUUGUCUCAGGUCAACAGUUCACAUCCAGUCCAAGCUUUGCUCGAAAGCUUUACUGUCUUAUCUGGCUGUGCAAGCAAAGGAACUGCUGGAUUGCCACAAGAAGUUCACAUCCUCAAUGUUAGGAAUGCAGAAGAUGCUGGCCACCAUGAAAGAGAGGUUGUUUUGCAUUUGAACCCAAUUGCUUCAAUGCAUAUUCAUCAGAAACCUUUGGUGUUCCUCCUGAACUCUCCUGUGCCUCUAACAUGGAAAGUGAAAACAGAAAGACUUGCUUUGGGGAUCCAGAGACUUUUCAUUGUUUCAGCAGGCUCCAUGGUGCAGUUUGAGAAGGAAGGCUUUUCCUUGACAGCAAAGAGAGAAGAGAAACCCCUUCCCCAAGGAAAUAAGCAUCUCUUAGAGUGGGCUGAAAAGGAAUAUGGAGCAGUAACAUCCUUCACUGAAUUUAAAAUAUCCAGGAACGUUUACAUAAAAGUGGGUGAAGUUCCAUUUUUUCCUACAACAUGCAACAUAGAAAAGAACUUUAUUUCUUUAAACUACCUUGCGGGAUACCUACAACCAAAAACAGCAGAAGGAUGCAUUAUGUCUAGUGUGGCCCAUGAUAAAGAAGUUCAUAUAAUUGAACUUAUUGCACCUGAUUCAAACAGCGCUUUCCAGGUGGAUAUCAUCAUUGACAUCAGACCAUCUCGGCCAGACACCACGCUUGUCAGGAAUCUUGUACUUAUCCUCAAGUGCAGAAAGUCUGUCAACUGGGUCAUCAAAUCCCAUGACGUGCAGGGGAGGUUGGAAGCCAUUACAUCGAAUGGGGUUGGCUUUGGAAAAGAAACCGAACGCUCUAUGACUAUGAGUAAAACCAUUGUGUUUGAUAUGCCUUCCUCUCAUGAGAAUUUGAUUGCCUGGGCAUAUGAGCAUGGUCACUACCCAGUUACUACUUAUACAAAAGCACCCCUUGCUAAUAGAUUUCACCUACAACUUGUGGAUGCAGAAGAAAUGAAUGAUGAAGAAGAAGAGGAUUUCCUUCCACCAGAGCUGAAGGAACUGCUACAUGGCAUUAAAUCCCCUCCAACCUCACGUUUGGACCAAGACAUGCAUUUCAGUUUUCUUCAUGAGAACAACCAAGGCUCCUUGCCGUCGGCCGAUACUGUUGACCCAAUCAUAGCUAGCCAUGGUUUUGAACAGCUUCUUCCAAGAGACCCGGAACCAGAAGAAGUGCAGGGUAGCGUUGAUGUCGCCAUGUCUGUGAUAUGUAACGAUACAUCCAUGAUGGUAGCGGUAGCAAAAGACUCACUGGAGGCUAGCGGUUUCAUUGGGACACAGCUCUCUCUGCUGGAUCCUACUUGCAGAGCUAAAUCAAACAGGACCCAUUUUAUUCUGGAGUCGUCUUUGCACGAUUGUGGGACCCGACAGAUUCCCUAUCCUUUGGAUAACGUCGUCUAUCUCAACUCUAUUGUUAUCCAGGUGUCACCAUCAACUGAAGCUAGUGGUUGGCCAAUUGAUUAUGAAGACAUGGAAUCAGGGGAUAAUGGUUUCCCUGGGGAUAUGGAUGAAUCAGAUAUCACCUUUUUCAGUCGGCCUGUAAUUGUUGUGUUCAAUUGCACAUUCCAUCAACCCAGAGAUUCAAAGGUUUCCAGGUUCUGGCCACCUGAAGUACGUGUUGGCAAUGCCACCUUUGGAAUGGAACUCUAUGAGACGGAGCUUUUUCGGACUCCAGUUCAAGGAUUCUUCUCUGUUGCAGACAACAGCCAGAUUUUUGUUGAGAUUUCUCUGACAAAGGCUGAAAGAUCCCUGGGCUUUGUAAUCCAAACUUGCUUUAUUUCACCAAAUUCCUAUCCUGACCGAAUGUCAGAAUACACCAUUAUUGAAAAUGUUUGUCCUAAAGAGGAGUCUGUAAGAUUCUUCAAUGUUCCAAAAGCUAAUUUUCCUGUACCAAAUGCCCAUACUGACAAAAAGCGGUUUAGCUUCUUGUUCAAAUCCACAUUCAACAGCUCUCUUCUCUUUCUACACUGUGAGGUGACCUUAUGCACGAAAAGAGAAAAAGAUAUUCCAGGAUUAGCUCAGUGUAUCCUUCCAGAUGAAGCUUGCACCUUUCUUAAUGUUGAUAUGAUCUUUGCAAUGAUGCAAAAUAAGAAAACCUUCACCAAACCCCUUGCUGUGAUAACUAAAGGGAGACCAGAAGAUAAAUCCUCCCACUUGAAUCCUUCUGAAGGAUCAGCGUCUGUUGUGUACGGCCUGGACACGUUGACAGUUGUGGGAAUUGCGUUUGCAGCUUUUGUGAUAGGUGCACUGCUGACAGGAGCCUUAUGGUUUAUCUAUUCCCGCACAGGAGACCCAGAAGGAAGGCAGCAGGUUCCCACAUCACCACCACCCUCUGAAAACAGCAGUGCAGGCCACAGCAUCGGCAGCACACAAAGCACCCCCUGUUCCAGCAGCAGCAGGGCCUAACACAGGAGGCCGGACGGAAAUGCACGCAGCGUCAUCAGAGACCAGAGGUUCAAAAACACAGCUGUUUGUUGCCUUUUGCUUCCACUGGUUUGGAUCCCUUGGCAAAAUGAGAAGGCGUUUCCUUCUUUUUUUCAGCUUUUUCCGGAUAAACGUGGUCCUUGAAUCUCCCGCCGCAUGCUAAGGCUACAAGUGACGGAGCUACUCCAUUUGUGCAGCUGUGGACCGGGUACAAAGGUCCACGCGUUCUCAAUGUGAAACACAACUCCCCCCACCCCCCUGUAAAUGCUGCUUUGUCUCCAUAGAGAAUCUCCAUAGAGAAGCUGAGUUUUGCAAACAUGUAGGAGACGCCAGGUGUCGGCAAAAGGGAUUUCAGUCUUAUAAGCUGGGGAAGGGGUUUGGUUGUUGUUGUUGUUGUUUCUUAACCUCCCUCGCUCCCCACUGGGCACAAAAGCAGGGUGGUUUCAAAUGCCACAUUUGAAACUGAUUUCCUCCGAUACACAACGCAGGUCACCGUAGCUGUGUCACUGUGUAAUUGUUGAGCUUGACUUCGGAAAGCCUUUUUCCCGCUGGUUGUGCUGUUCUCCAUUGAAAGGAUUUGUAUCCACUGAAGCUUUUGAAAGGAAAGCAGCAUACAGGGGCUAAAAAUACUUGUUGGUUAGAUAUUUGUAAUUACUUAUCCUUUCUUCUCAUAUAUCCAAAAGCUUGUUUGAAUACUUAGGGUAGCUUUAAAGGUUGCUCCAUUUUCCCCCCCCCUUACUGGGAACUACCUUCCCCCCCCCCAGGACGGAGCGGCUUGUCUCACCCUGUAACCUAAGAUUUCUCUACAAGGCGCUCUUUGUAUUCUGCAUGCUUUUCACCUGCUCUUUGUCUCGUGGCGAUUUGCAUUAAGCCAUCACAUGGUCCUCUCUCACAGCCUUGCUUCAUGAAAGGGAGGGGUCCCCGGGCCACGGACUGGUCCAUGGCUGUGGCCGCACAGCUGGAGGUGAUCGAGCAAAGCUUCAUCUGUAUUUGCAACUACUCUCCAGUAACUAGCAUCACAGCCUCAGCUCCACCUCAGAUCAUCAGGCAUAAGAUUCUCAUAGGUGAACAACCCCUUCUCUACACUGCGCAUGCGUCGGAUCUAGGUUGUGCGCUCCUCCCCCCCCCCUCCUUGGUCUGUGGAAAGAUUGUGCUCUACAAAACCGGGCCCUGGUGCCAAAAUGUUUGGAGACCGCUAAUGGGAGAUGUGCUUGCAGAUGUAACCGCCUCCCUACUCACUGUUGUGUUAGAUGUUGCUUCGUAGAUUCAUUUCCACUGAGUGAGUUUGCAGAAUUGUCUACGGCUUUUACAUAGAAUGCGGAAAUCCUAUUUUUUCUGUAAAGCCCAUGCCCAGCGAUAUAGCCAUGAAGCUAUAUUCUGGGAGGGGAUGGAUAGGUUGCAUUAUGAUUGUACUUGGAAGUUCAGGAUGGGGUUAUUUCACUGGCCAAUUAUGAACUUAGGCAUGCCUGAAUACGCUUCACCAAAGGAAGGAAGGAUACAAAAACUAAAAUGGUUCCCUGAUAUAUUUUUUAGAUACUUUCACGUUAUUUUCAGAGCCAUCUAUUGGCAGACAUUCAUUUUAAUUGGAUUUGUGGCCUCAAAAUAUCUGGAGAUGUUUGUAGAGUACAUGUGGCCAUGCUUAACAUGACACAUUAUGUAUAUAUUGCUGACUUCUAAAAGUAUAAACUAAUACUCAAAUUCAAUUCUGUACCCCAUGAGAAUGCUCUGCCUUAAAAAUAGCUAGCUUUUUAAACUUUAGGUUAUUGAAAAUCACUAAGGCCAAAUAUUGUGGAUUCAGUUUUCUAUCAUGUUACUUUUUUCCGCUUGUUUAGUGCUCAGUGGAGACAACUAUUGAGUCAUGCUGUUGUUUAUGGCUUAUAGCAUAGCAUGGAUAGCAAUAAGAUGUCCCCUGUAAAAGCUUUCUUCUAUUUUGAUUCCAACUCAUCUCAGCUUCACAAUUGGAAAUACAUCAAAGUAACACUUGAACUGGCAUGAAAUUGUAAAAAUAUUAUCAUUUUGAGAACCGAAAGCAAAAUAAGCCCAGUUAUUACUUUGCAGAUUAUCAUAAGUAUUAGUCUGAUAACUUCAGACAUUAGUGUUUUUUCAAAUUUCUGUAGCUGAAUUUUUACUAGAGCAACUUACUAUCCAGUUGCAAGGGAAUUGUGCCCAUUCUAAGCUAAGAUGGCAUACAUUCACUUUGCAUAGUCAUAUUGGUGGAUACUUAGAACCAAGCCAGAUAAAGAUUAUUUUAACUGAGGUAUUUAAAUAUGCG
Thamnophis elegans (Western terrestrial garter snake) is the source of this 5321-nucleotide messenger RNA. It is a transcript of the gene TGFBR3, whose product is annotated as transforming growth factor beta receptor 3. Lineage: Eukaryota; Metazoa; Chordata; Lepidosauria; Squamata; Natricidae. The transcript has 17 exons. The coding region runs from base 509 to 3031 and encodes 840 amino acids. The record is from RefSeq and is a predicted model, not a curated record.